ACAGAGUGUGUACACUAAAGUGGUGGAGGUUAUAGUUUACAGGCAGAGACACUGUAGUUCAGUGUUUCAGAGAACUGAGAUGUCAGAUCUAGUUCAGAAUUAUGUGACUGUUGCAGAGAAGAGAGGAGAGCGCAUAGAGAGGGUGGUGGAAAUCUAUGCCAAUGUAGAUGCUGUUAGAGGUCAGGACCUUAAAGAAGUAACAGAAGACAUCAAUGUGAAGAAAAACCUACAGACCAAACACACAGGUGGCACUGCUUGGGGCAGAUGUUUCAGCCUGACUGCAGUAAGUGUGCUGUUGCUGCUGCUGUGUGUUCUCUUGCUGACUGUCGUCACAGUGCUGUUGUUGAAAAACAACAAACUGGACACAGAAAAGAACCAGUUCCAGUCCAGCUACAACACCAUGAAUACAGAGAGAGAGCGUUUACAGACCAGUAAUGACAAAAUGAGACUCCAGAUAAACCAGUUACAAUUUCAGAAAGACCAGCUACUGCUGCAAAGAGAUCAGUUCGAGCAGCAGAAAUCAAGCCUGAAAAACAUGCUUUUAAAGCUCGGAUGUGGAUUUUUCAGCUCAAGCAUUUACUACAUAUCUGAUGUAAAGAAAGCCUGGAGUGAAAGCAGACAGGACUGUAUAAACAACGGAGCAGACCUGGUGAUUAUAAACAGCACAGAGGAACAGGAGUUCAUCAGUAAAAGAUUUGGUAACGCUGAAGCUUGGAUUGGUCUGUCUGACACAGAAAUCGAGGGGAAUUUUAAAUGGGUUGAUGGUACACUACUGACAACUUCGUUCUGGUGGAACAGAGAACCCAAUGACUAUGGGAAAAAUGAGGACUGUGCUAUAACAGGUUAUAAAUUUGCUAAAUUUAAUAUUUCAACCUGGGCUGAUUUUCCCUGUGACUUUCCUGGAUUUGGAAUUUGUGAGAUGAAAAUAUUUAACUGAGCACAUUGGAGUCAGACACUGUAAUAAAAAAAAAUAAAAUAAAAAAAGUUGGAAUUCAAUUACAGAACAACUGUGUAUACAAUUGUAUUCCUUAAGUAGCUUGAAUGAUUCUGUGUAAUGGUCUUGUGUAGGCUGAAAAAGGAGUCUGUACUUUAACAGCAAAGAAAAAAUGUUUUUGGAAUUUUGGAAUUACAGGAUAAAAAUCUGAUAAGAAAAAAAAAGCAAGAAAUGUGCUUUUUAAUUUUUUUUUAAUGAGUAGAUGACUGCUUUCACUAUGAUGUAACUGUGUCUUAGUCUUUUAUUUUAUUAUUUUAAACAGUAGCACAACGUAUUAAGAAAUUCACAUGACUAGAAAUUUUCAUCUUAUCAUGUUUGACUCAGACAAGACUGUUUAUUGUUUUAUCUUUGUUUUGACUAUGCAUGAAUUGGUUUAAAAGAGAACUGGAAAUGAGUAACACAGUGAAUACAGAUUUAUACUGAUGUCAAUAAACUUUAAUAGCUUUUGCAAUAAAUGUUAUUAUAUUCAUCAAUUCCUGCUACAAGAAAAAGCAGAAAUUAUUUUGCUGUUUUGAAAAGCUUUUUAUUUUAUUAUUUUAUUAUUCUAUUAAACUUUCUACUGCAAGGAUUUCUCCUAAUAAUAAAAAUAUUAAAGUUGUGUUUAUUGGCGAUAAGAGCAGUGAUAUUAGUGGUGUUGCCUUGUAUUUACUGUAUUAGUUAGGAGCCAUAAAUAAUCUUUACAAAAAUGCUGCCAGUGUUGUCAAAUGUUUGUAAGAAAUUUCAGACUGCCUCAGUAAUAUGUGUAGAAAUAGUACUGUAGUAUCUGUAGUUUUGUAAUAUUAGUGGAAAAUUGGUAAUUACCUUUAAUUAAUCUUAAAAUGGUAGAGGCAAAGAAAAGAUUUAUUCUAAGCAACAUUAUCAUUUGGCCAUUUGGUCUAAUACUCAAUUCUUACACUUAAUUUACAUUUAAAGCUAAAUCCCAUUUUACAAGUGAGAAUACGCUAUAAAAUGUAUGAGCAGGAAUUUUGCUGUGUUCUUUUUUUGGACUCUGAUGAAUCCAAAGUACUUUAUGCAUUUUGUCACUGCUACUCUGCAAAAACUUCUUCAUCAAGAUCCUGCUGUCCUCAUCAUUUUUUUCCUACAUGUUUGAACCUCUUCCUGAACUCAAAAUGUGGUUACAAUUGCAGUAUUUUUUAUGUGAAGAAAAACAACAACUUCUCUUUGGGGAAGUGAAUUAAUGGCUUCCAUUCUAAUAUGUAGCAAUAAAUUAUCUGCCACUUGAAAAGCAUGUGCUACUGAGGAAAGCUAUAUAAUUACUAUGUAUGUAAUAUUUGACCUGAAGCUAUAAUACACUCUGAUGCCUUACCCUUAUUGUUCUUUUACAUUUACAAUAAAUGUAAUAUUUCUAAUGGA
Silurus meridionalis is the source of this 2347-nucleotide messenger RNA. RefSeq names its product C-type lectin domain family 4 member E-like. Gene Ontology annotation, cellular component: external side of plasma membrane. Gene Ontology annotation, biological process: biological process involved in interspecies interaction between organisms. The coding region runs from base 80 to 937 and encodes 285 amino acids. The record is from RefSeq and is a predicted model, not a curated record. The transcript has 5 exons. Gene Ontology annotation, molecular function: D-mannose binding; fucose binding. Lineage: Eukaryota; Metazoa; Chordata; Actinopteri; Siluriformes; Siluridae.